Rattus norvegicus (Norway rat) is the source of this 16476-nucleotide messenger RNA. The record is from RefSeq and is a predicted model, not a curated record. Lineage: Eukaryota; Metazoa; Chordata; Mammalia; Rodentia; Muridae.
GAAAGUCUGGGAUCUUGCAUGAUGGGCCUAGCUGUCUGAGAAGUGAGGCUGGAGGUUCACAAGUUCAAGGCCUGCCUGUACUACAAAGUGAGUUCAGGGCCACUUGAGACUACAGAGACCUGGUCUCAAAAUUUAAGAACAAGAAAAGAGAGCUGGGGAUACAGCUCAGUGGUGGAGUACAUACAACCCUGAGUCCUUCAUAUUGCCCCCAAAAGGUAAACGAUUUUGCACACAUAUGAAAUAAUGUAUUAUAAUAUACAACACAUUUUAUAUAUUAAAUAUAUCAUAUAUUAUAAAAUAUUAUGUAUAUAUUUCAUAGUACAAAUUGUCACUGUUGUUUUCUUGAUAUUUCAUGAUAGAAACAAAAAUAUUACUAUAGAUGAUAAGACUGUUAGUGAUUUCCCCUUCGAGUUUGUUUAAAACAUCAUUUAUUGGGGGGGCAAGUCAUAAAACAGUAUAAUUUUUUUCUUUUACAGGCGCAGAAUUGGCGUCUCACUUAACAUUAUCCAUCCCCAGCCCAAAAGCUAGGCCAGUGAUUAGGUAAAUUAAGUCAAUUGUAAUAAAGUGACUUGAAGUUUCAAGGUAGUUAAAAUAUUAAAAACCUAAUGAAAUUCAGAGUUGGUCACUGGGCUUUAACGUGAGUCGGCAGCAGACAUAAGGCCUAAAUAUGGCCCAGAAUGAAAUAUAAACAAUUGUUCCUACAAACAGCCACGAGACCUGUUUGUCCCUGUACUUGUAAUCCAAACCCCGCCUAUCUCCAAUGGGUUGGCCGCACAUCUCCAAGCCGUGUACGCUUGCCCUCCGCUACAUAAUUUACUCUGCUGAACUUGAAAAGGAGUGGAAUUUCAAAGUAGAGUUACCCAUUAGUUCCAAGGUUAAAUUUAAACCUCUAAUUAAAUUAAUCCGUUCAUCCUAAAUACUUUUCUUCUUCCUUAGAGAAGUAUCGCACGUCUUCUUAGGUGUCACAGAGCCUAAUUCAGGGUGACAAUUGUUCCAUACAGUAUGUAGUAAGUCACCCACGCCUAGAGAACUCAGCGGGGGCCUUCGGAAGUGGCUGGGCAGUCCAGAAGUUGCUCAUCUUAAAAGCACUUGUUGGGGUUGGGGCUGGUUCUUCUUAGACCCAGAGUCACUGUGUCCCUAGGCAGGAACUCAUCUUUCCGGAACAUAUAACCAGGGGCCAAACAGAAGAAUAUCAGUCCGUUUAUAGAAGAAUAAAAGACUCGCAGACAUUUGAGUGUAAGAUUAUUUUAACCUGCUCAGAUCUUCACGGAAAGCGCAAUACAUUUUCAGAGACCGAGUGAAAACCCCAGCUGUCCUUUGCUAAGAGUAUCAGGGGUGUGUAUAUUAACCAACCAGCUGGGCCAAAUAGAAGGCGCUCACACACCCAAGCAACUAGGUAGGUGCCUUUACAGCUUGGCAGCCUCCCCCUGGGUCUGAGAAAUAGUGGGGUCACAUCCCAGUGAUUAGCGGCACUUUCCGUGGGGUUGUCCACAGAGGACUCCCACGUAACUGUUAACAAGAACCGGUGUGUCCAGGCCCAUGGGUAACGCCAGAUUUGGUUAUUGGGUCAGGUGCAAAGGCUCCAGGUGGUCGCCCCAUAACUCUUCCAGGAGCACAAGCCUGGGCUGCGGCUCACCGGACUCUAGAGACACCCGCCGCUCUCCGCCCGAGCGUACAGGGGUGACGUGCUCGCCUCCAGCACCUGGCUUCCGCGCGCCCCAGGAAUAGCUGGGACCGUGGGGAUGGGCCCGAUGAGCCCCCGCCCCGCCACGCGCCUGGGCUCUGCCUCCCUCCUCCUCUUUCACCUCCUCCUGCGCGGUCGCCUCCCGCCGCUGCGGCCUCCGCCUGCGGCUUUGUUUUCCUCCCAGGUCUCUUUCCCCACACGUGAUACUGUGUUAUUGCAAAGAGCGCUCUGGAGCGCGAGCGCGGGGCGCGCGCACUUAUAAAUACGGACCGCCCGGCCGGGAGCUCGUGAUCGCGCGGCACGGAGGGCCCGGCCAGGCGCGCGUGGGUCCCGGACGCGGAGGGUGAGCCAGGCGCGUGUGGGUCCCAGCGGCGCCCGAGCGCCCAGGGCCGAGCAUGGCCCGCCCGCGGGAGGGCAGGGCCGCCUCGCACACCGCCCGCGCCCCGCGCCCUGCCCAGCCCGGGUCGCCGGGGCUCGCGGCCGCCGCUUAGCACUCGGCACCCGCCACUCGCUUCUCCGGCACCGCGGAACUGACGCCGCACACGGACACAAUGGCGGCGGCGACCGCCACCGCGGGCACGGCCGCUUGCAGCAGCAGCAGCAGCAGCAGCAGUCGCGGCGGCGGCACGGACGCCGCGGCCACCGGCGGGGUGCAGCCGCCGCCGCCUCCCGCCACCGCGCCGCCCGAACCUCUCCGUAAGCCGCGCAUGGACCCGCGGCGCCGCCAGGCUGCUCUGUCCUUCCUCACCAACAUUUCUCUGGACGGACGGCCGCCGCUGCAGGACCACGAGUGGGGCGGCGGCGAGGAGGGCGGCGCGGCCAAGCCCGGAGCAAGAGCUCGGUUCAGCCUGCUGGCCGCCGGCUGCAACGCGUUCUCAGCACCGGGCACGGCGGCCGCGCCGUGGAUCGCCGGCUCCGGUUCCAGCCCUUGCCCGCUGCCUCCGUCCCUGGUCCCCCGGGUGUUGGGAGAGCCAUCUCAGCCGCCCCGCUCAGCCCCAGCCGUCACUGGUGCUCAGCUGCAGUUGCCUGACGGGCCCGGAGGCGCAGGGCAGGAGGAACUGGAGGAGGACGAUGCCUUCACCAACGUGCAGGUGCCACCGGCCAGCUUCUUGGGCUCCGGGACCCCCGGGAGUGCGAGCGGCAGUCGGGGCCGCCUCAACUCGUUCACUCAGGGAAUCCUGCCCAUCGCCUUCUCCAGGCAGAACUCGCAGAACUACUGCGCUUUGGAGCAGUCAGGCCAGGGUGGCAGCACUACCGCCUUGGAGCAGCUGCAGAGGUCCCGACGUCGCCUCAUCUCCCAGAGAUCAUCUUUGGAGACCCUGGAAGACAUUGAGGAGAAUGCCCCUCUCCGGAGAUGUCGAACACUCUCGGGUUCUCCCAGACCAAAGAAUUUUAAGAAAAUUCAUUUUAUCAAGAACAUGCGACAGCACGAUACCAGGAAUGGCAGAAUAGUCCUUAUCAGUGGCAGAAGAUCCUUCUGUAGUAUAUUUUCCGUGCUGCCGUAUCGAGACAGUACCCAAGUCGGAUACUGGGGAUGCAGGAGGAGAACUUAUCCUCCUGAACUUACUGUGUGGAAAAGAAGACACAUCAGUUUACAUACAAAACUAGCCACCUCUUUUCAUAGAUGCUGAAGAUGUCCCAACAGGUGACUACUGCCUUCUCUCUGGCUUCUCUAAGAUAAUUUGGCCAUACAUUUCAUCUUUGAAGUGUUCAUGGUAGGUUCAUUCUUGAAGGGUCAGUUUCUAUGUGUGCUUACCCCUUACUGCUAUGCCAUUUAAUAGAUAAUAUCUGUGAGAGCAGCGGUCCCAGGCAAGAGAGGGAGUGGUGAACCAGUUAUAUGGCUCCCACCUUCACGAAGGUCCCCCCUCCCGUGCAGACAGGUGACAUGAAUUCCACAUCCGUGGAAAUCUUCUUAGGAUAGGCAGCAUCGGUGCUGUCUGCUUUCCAGAGGGUGACUGAGGCUCACAGGAGCUUGCAGACUCAGGUUCCCAGCACAGCACUCAGGAUACUGAGAGGUAAGUGGGACCCACUAGUCAGGACCCCAUUUUACUGACAGCAGAAUUGGAGGGGCAGUAUAGAGAACCGUGAAGGUUUAUGCUUCUCACAAGAAUGUCUGAAUGGAGAUCAUCCAAACCAUCUCACUGUGGCUCCAUGUGGCCUUCUACAUUUUUAGAUACCUCAGCGAACUACAAGCUGGCAGGCAGCUCGUGUUGGAGGCAGCAUCUGUCCAAGCAUGGUGUCCCUGAGGCUGGGAAGGCCUGCCUCUUUGCCACCUGUGGAUCUGACUGCUCUGCCUGUGGUACUCAGUGAAGACCUAGAUAGAACUUCUGCAUCUUAGACAUGAGCAGAUUCAAGUCCACCACUUCUCCAAGGAUUAGAGUCAAGGAAACUAAGGGACCUAACAAUGAAUUCUAUAACCAAAGAACACAGUCAGUUUCUCUGUAAGGCCUCACACGCUAACCAGCCUGUGGUCAGUAACAAAUUCUACAGUCUUCCAAAGUGCUGGAGAAACUCUGAACGUGAUGCCAAAUACUGCACUCCAGUGGCUGGGGGUGCUCUGUGCUCUUGACAGUUUAAUAAGCCUGUAUCCUGUUUAUGAAUUCUACUCCAUUUGCUGUAAUUAUCCACUGAUAGCUACAGUUCUUUCAUUAAUGGGAAAUAACUGUGCUCAAAUAAUAGAGCUGUAUUAAUAAACAUAUCUAAGAAAAUAUGUCUGUCUGUAUAGUACAAAAGUAUUUAUGAGUAAACACUGGUGUUCUAUAACACAUUCCCACUGUGGAGUAUGCCUCCUUUUGCCCCAAAUAUUCUUCCUGUGACACAGCUCCAUCUGUCAUAGGGGUUCAAGGGUAAAAGCCAUCAGAGGUCAGAAAAUCUGUCCUUCCUGCUUUGUGUCCAGGGUGGCCACAGUUAUACAAGGGUGGAGUGAGCUUGUAUAUCAGCCCCAGAACUCCGAGCUCUGUUUUCUGGGACCCAUGGCUUUCUUUGUGCUUAUAUGUGUGGAACUGACCUCAGGCCUGAUUCCUCCAGAUCGUUAAUUGCAAACACACACAGCAGCGAAGGGUAGUCCUGCAUGGUUCUGGCUCUCACAAGCAUAUCAUAAAAACAGGAAGCUGAGCAGUUCCUCUGCGUGUAUUUGAACCUCCUCUGCAGGUCAAGCAUCUCUCAGAUUGGUAGCCUUGUCUUCCUGGGUGUUUUCUCUGUCUUCUCUUGCAGCGAGGCAGUUUCUCAACUCCACCUCCCAUUCUCUUGGCUCACCCUGCCUCACCCCCUGCUAUGGCCCCAAAGCGUUGUGCUUGGUGUUUUUACCUGAAGUGAAAACUGAUUUUGGCUCCUGGUCUCAGUUGAGCAAUGGUGACAGAUUGACAGAUGGGCAUUAGAAGAGGUUUAGCAUCCAUUCUCUACUGUUUUUGCUUUCAGUCUUUCGUAGCCCUAUGUGGGCAUGAAGCCUUGGUGGAAGAAUGCUUUCCUGCCCCUGAAUCUUCAUCAGAAUCAUUUGCUGUGGAAACAAUGGGGCCUCACCCACCUCUCCAGGUUCUUUCCCAUCUCUACUCAUCCCCUGUAUAGACUUUCAAGCCCUACUACUGCAGAGCAGAAUUCAUUCCUGUUCUUGGAAUCUAGAGAGUACCUACAGGCACUGUUCAAGGCAAUGGGCAUGACCAUGAAAAUGUCUUGUUUUCUCAUAGAAACUAGUCACCAACCUAAUUAACCAUCAAACAAAACAGCUCAUCAACAGUUGAGUCCUAAGUAAUCACCCCACUUAGGGCAAGUGGAGCCCAGAAGGAACUGAGAAAAUUCAGACAGAUUGGUUAAAGGAGAACUCUCUAGGGCAGUUGUACUAGAUGUCUGAGCCCCUAGAGACAUAGAAAUGUUUGAGACUCUGGACUUUGGUUAAGUCAACUUUUAGUAUGGUUAACGGCCCUGCUAUCUGGAGUGACUUCAGUAGAGUCAUGUCCAAGCCUGAAUCCUGCAUCUGAGCAGGUAUUCCACCCUAGUUAGGGAGAGUUCUGAAAUGAGUUUGCCAUGUAUCCAGGUCAUAGGAUGUCCCCAGUUCUCGCAGGACCAUUGCUCAGCUGUCCACCUCCAUUCCUUAUAAUUUCUACUGUGGAUGCUCAGCUCACGUCUCCAAAGCCACUGUGGGCUCCAGCCCUUGCUUCUGUCCUUGUCUACCCUGCUGGGGUAUAAGCUACAAAUCUGGUUGAAUAGACUUUACAAGUGAGACAUAUGUCUCACAAUCCCACCUGUCAACAAUCAGUGGCUUUAAGAGCUCACACCUGAAAAAUUAUUCUUCAUGGGACUUUUUAAACUCAAAUUUCAAGACAGGGUGAGUUUUGUCAGUUUUCUAGUCUGGACUCAAUCCACGUGGGCCUAAGAGCAAUGUGAGAUACUUAAUGCUUGGUUCGUGCUCAGCUGGAGUUAGAAUGGUCUCCAGGAUGACUUGCAGAACUUCCAACAAAAGGCGAUGAACUUGCCCCAAAGUUCAGACAGCCUUGAUGUAUAGAGAAAGCUUUCUGAAAGCUUGUCUGUUAGGGCAUAGCUAGAGGUCUGUGAGCUAACAUAGCAGAACUACAACCAGGGUAUUGUGCAAGAGCAGCAGAGCAGUUUCCUAGUGCCUUCCAGGGGUGUGUGCCCAUUCCUUCCAAGGACUGGUCCAGUUGGUGCUCAUGUUGUCAUUUUGCUUGAGGAGGUUGAGACUCAGUGGAACUAAGCAACCUCAGCUGAGGAGAGUGAGAGCAGAGGGUAUUGGGGUUGUAUACUCCUGUAUUCAUUGCCGGGACAGCUCUGCCCCAGCCAUGAUUCCCUUCUCAGCCUCCCCUUUAGGACUGGACUGGUUGGUUCAAGAAUUUAUGGUAUUUAUGGGUGUUGCCCAAGGGUCACUUCCUGGGAUUUGGUGGCCAAGUUGUUGGAUAAUAGUUUUCAGGAGGUCAUGGGGGUGGCUUGUUUACCCCAUGGUAUUAAAUUCUCCAAGAGUAUCUCCAGGUAGCUGUGGGCAGACUCCCCCAUACUGAAGAUGAACUAACACAUGAUGGGCAAGUUCUCUACCACAGAGCCACAGCUGCAGCCUUGAUUAUCUGUUCAUUUUUAUUUUAAGAUCAGGCCUUUCUAAAUUGCCCAGGCUGUCUUCAAACUCAUAAUGCACCCAAGUAAUGAGAAUGGCGGGUGUGCACCGCCAUGACUGCUCUGGCUGGAAUCUUAAAUGAAAAAAGUCAUUUCUCCUCUGGGUAUUUCUGUCUUUAGUCUGAGGCAGUCUGUGGGAAGAGGGAAAGUGACUGGCGCUGGCGCUGUGCUGUGGUGCUACCCACUUAAGCACCUCCCCACAGCCAUGCUGGCUGCCUGCCUCCUCCUCUAGUAUUGGAAAGGGACUUGGGGACUUGUAAGUGUUUGACCCCAGGUCUAGAGCCUGUGUGUGAAACACUGGUCCUGCCGGAGUGUCUGAUGCUUCUGGGAGAGAAUGUCUGUUCACAGCACUGGACAUAACUCUUCCCCCAUGGGCGACAGGACUUUUAAAAUAGGAUUUUCUUGCUUUUCAACUUAUUUUUAAUCAUGUAGGGGGGGGUGCGUGUGGGUGCAAGUGCCUGCAGAGGCCAGAGGCGUCACACUGACCCUGGAGAGGCCAGUGAAAACUCCAGCCAUUGCCCCAACAUCAUCCCCAGAGCUGGACUUUACAGGUAGUUGUGAGCUAACAUAGCAGAGCCUUGGUGGUGGGCCCAAACUCAGGUUUGUUGCAAAAACAGCACAUUUUUAACUAUUGAGCUGUCUUUCCAGUCUCCAGGCAAAAACUUCCUAACUUCUCCAUAGUUAUCUGCAUAUGACAUUUCAGAAAAAUUUCCUUUAGUAUUUUUGAUAGCUCCUUUCUUGGGGGGACCUUUAUGUUAGAAAUUCAGGGUCUUGCCUACUACAGGACACCCAUGUACUGUGCUCUGCAGUGACUCUGUAGCCCAAGACUGCAGGGUAGCUAUAGACACUCAGUGUCAAGAGCUGCAAAUACCAGCAUCCCUUUCAUGGUCAGGGUUUUGGGAAGCAUUCAAGACCUCACAGACUGUCCAGGAAAAAACAAAAGCACCAAGAAUAGCCACGAAUAGUGCAGCGAGGGCAGGCACAUGCCACAGCCCCAGGGCCUCUCCCACAGAAAUGCUCCCGUCACAGUUCCCACGGGACCCCUACGGUGUGCCGAGAGUGCUUAGCUUGCCCAGGUGUCACCCGUUUCCACCAUCAGACUUCACAUGGCACUCAGGCCUAGCAGGACCUAGGCCACCUCUGGGGAUCUGGGAAAUGUAAGUUUUGGUCUUUGCCACAGUGGUUCAGUGAAGACUCCACUUGUACUCACACUGAACCUGAAGAGGCCAUUGCUCCCACAUCAUCCCCAGAAGGGGUCCCCGAGACAAGGACCUAAAAGUCUCCAUCCCCAUGCCUGCGUUACCCUUAAAAACAAUUGUUGAUCAGACUCCACAGUUAGUAACCCACAGAGGAAUUAAACCCCAGGGAACUAUGCCCCUGGUCCUGAGUUCAGCAUCAGCUAGUACUGCGUGUCCAUCCAUCCAUCCAUCCAUCCAUCCAUCCAUCCACAGCCUGAGAUCUGAGUUGCUGUCAGGGAACACUGGCCCCCACUCUGUCCCUCGGUCAUUCUUGUGACACUGAUGCUGGCCUCUCUUCCCUGCUCGACUCUGUGGUUUCUCUCUGUGACUGUUCUGAGAGCCCUUGUACUCUUGUCUCCUUGUCUGGGCCCAGGAACAUGAGAUAACUCCCAAGGACACCCUUCCCUCGGUGACACAUUUCAUUCACCCAGGUCCCCCCCUCCCCGACCCAAAGUAUACAGAGCCACUCAAAAUACCAACCUCACCAUGUCACAUGAGCCUUGUCACCAAUGUCACAUGAGCCUUGGGGGGGGGUGGUCAUAUUUAAGCCAUAAUGUUGAUCUUUUUCUCACUAAACACCUAGGCCCGUGCUUUACCUUUUAAAAUCCUGAGCUUCUAUAUAGAUAGGUGUCUUAGUUAGGGUCUUAUUGCUGUGAGCGGACAGCAUGACCAAUGUAAGUUUUAUAAAGGACAACAUUUAACUGGGGCUGGCUUACAGGUUCAGAGAGGUUCAUUCAGUCCAUUAUCAUCAAGGCAGGAGCAUGGCAGCAUCCAGGCAGGCAUGGUGCAGGAGGAGCUGAGUGUUCUGCAUCUUCACCCCAAAGAACCCAGGAACACAGCAUCCCCAGGCAGCUAGGAGGAGGGUCUCCAAGCCCACCCACACAGUGACACACCUACUCCAACAAGGUCACACCUUCUAAUAGUGCCACUCCCUGGGCCAAGCAUAUGCAAAUCAUAACAAGGCUUCUUCUAUCUAGUGCCAUCUGUCCCCAGCGGCAUCUCAGACACAGCAAGAUGCCUGUAGGUUCCUUGUCUACCCUUCCUUGCUUAGGGGAUUUUCAUCUGAAACACUGUUCUGUUCCUCGUUGAUCCCAGCCUAGUUUGAAUGAAAUCAGCCUCACCAAACUGCUUUGUUAGGAUUCUUCCCCAGCCCCUAAUGCCUCACCAAGGCUUGCUAAGACUGUCUGAUUGUCUUUGCUGAGGCCGGUGGUAGUGCUUAUAGCGUGUGUUUUUUAACUUACUUCAAUUGUGGGUAUGGACUUCACGAUAGCCCCAGCACUCUGCCUGGAACAGUGAACGUUUCACUUCCGUACACAGAUGGCUGGCUGGCAUGUUUUCCAGGGCUGCGUUUCUAGGCUCUGUGGAGGAAACAUUGCCCUACCGAAUGCAGACAGGUAGCGUGCUGUGGUGAAAGCAGAUGCUCUGUGGAGCCCUUGACCUGGCACUUGGUCCUUGUCAUCUUCACAGAAAUGGAAGAGCUGGACAGAUGGCCAUAAGAAGGAACCACCAGUGGGCCAUAGGGCUCUGCCCGCUCCAAGUGGCUUCAUCACAGUAACAAGAGACUUGCCCUGUAAGCCUAAAGAGACAGAGGGCCUCAAGCUACACACAGCUGCAUCUGGUGAACACAGCUGCUAGGCCUCUCCUCCGUGCUUAGGAUUCAGAAUCCGUGCAGCCUACUGCAUUUGGCCUCACUGGUCUGGCAAGUGACUCAUGCUGGGCAGUCAGGCCUGUACUAAGGUCACAGGGCUUUUGUCACCUUCCCCUGGGCUCCUUUGGUGUCCCCUGGCCUUUGUCAGAGUUGGCUGCCUGAGCACCUCUAAAACAGAUCAGAAGCUAAGUAGUGUGCGCAGAUGAACACACUUUCCCUUUGGUCGUACCCUGCUUCUGCCUAAGGGGGGCCUUUUGGGUGGGGCCUGGCCUAGCACAGGGCAGUUUCCUUCUGGGGUAAGGUGAAGUACCUGCCUUGGCUGUCUUUCUGGCACUGGUCCCAGCCACCAUCUGGUCUUCCUUGCUCAGCUGUGUCAGCCGACAGCAUCUCACAUCUAAGCACACACGUUGGAAAGGGGCGGGACGUGCUGACCUGCCUGGAUUGAAGACGGCUGUGACUCUCUCUGCCCAUUCUGUUCAAAUUACCCAGGUGCUGAGUUCAACAAAGGCAGUGCCUUGAGGGUUGAGAGCUCCGAGGGCCUUAGGGACAGGUGUUAGCUGUCACCUUCUCACUUCAGAGUUCAUUUACAUAGAGCUCCGGUCCUUAAAGAGGUUAGCCACCAACUAUUCCUAAGAGGAUGAGAACAGGAAGCCCCCUCCUCCCCUCCUCCCUGCCUCUCUUUCUUAGGCACGGCCCAGUCUUUAGCCAUCUUGGAGACCUGUAUCAAUGGGCACCUGAAUCGAGGCGAGGAGUUGGCCCAUGGGAUGGACCUGGCAGGGCCUGCUGACCUCAGUCUGUCUACUCAUCGUUAACAGUGGUCAUAAUGUCUACCUUAGGGAACCUCUUAGUGAGGAGGCCCGGAGCACUGUGUGAUUCUGGAGAGCAGCGGCAGCAGCAGGUCUGCUUUUGUGCAGUCUCAGAGAGGAUCCACCUGCUUCUCAGGCCACCAGCCUGAUUCUUUAGCUUUGUUUCCUCUCGGUGGAACAUGCACGUUAAAGCCGGUUUAGGAAAUAUAUAAGAAUAAAGUCAAAAUUAUCAAGCCAAACCUCCUCCACAAAGCCAGUAUUAACAUUUUGGCCCCUUCGAGUCUGUCCUUUUCCCCUAGCUCUUCAUUCCUACAGAACACAGUGAGGGUGGGGACAGACCCCACUGUCCACAGCAUGCGUACAGCACAGUGACAGAAAAGGAGAGCGGAUGUGGCCCCUCGACAACUAACCUCCUCAUUGUGAGCACUCUGUCAGAGGCCUGGAGCUGCACCACUCUUGGAAGAACCUAAGUUAGGUGCUUCAGCCAGUACUUACCCACAGAACUCGUUGCCAUCCCCUCUAGGUGGGUCUGUGGUUAGGCUUGGAGACCCUCUGCAUAGAAAAAGAUUCGCAAGCAGCAUCCCGGACUCUCGCCCGCUUAGUAAGCGGUGUCAUGUGCCUCUAUCUGAGACUCCUCUCACCCUCUAGCCCCUACCCUGAACCCCUGAGGUUUGGUACCCAUUGAGCCAGGAGUGGAACACCUGGUACAGAGGAUUAUGGAGUUAGAUACAGAAACAGAAGACAUGGGGAAAACUAGAAUGGCUUAGCAUCCUGAGAAGGAAAAGGUGAUCUGAGAGGGAGGUAGAAUUAAUGCAAAUUUGACCUUUAACUGUUGGCUAACUGAGCUCAGUCCCAAGCCAGGAAACCAGGAGGAGAGACUCACUUCCUCCAAUGCUUUUCUCCGCUUGUACCCUCUGGCUUUCUACUCAGACAAGCCAGAGCUCUGGCCCACACAGGGGAUGAAAGGCUGUGGUGUGGUUGGUCCGCACUUGGAACUGCAUCCAGUUCUGGGCAGCCAGCUCGGAGGGUUUUGGAGCACAAUCCACUAGUGAGAGACUGUAGGCAGCGUGUUAUGGGUUAUCUCGGCAUCUUUUCUAUGCCUAGAUGAGUUGGCACCUGUGAAAUACACAGGCACCAGCAGGUGAUUCUGCCUAGGUAUCUGACCAGAAGAAAGUAAGAGUGACUGGAGGCUAAUUUGUUAUCUGGAGGUCUUGUAAAACAAAGAAGCUAGGUGAUUCUGGCAAAAACAGUUUCCAUGAUUGUUGAAUGGACGCAGACCCAUUUGUGUGACAGCCCUUAGUUGAUAGCCACUGGGUUCACUUCCUACAACGCAGCAGGCUUGGAUUGCUCAGUGGCCUGUAAGGUGUCUUUGGGGGUGUGUUUCUGAAUUGUCAACAGCUUCCACAUGGUGUUUGUGUCCUUGGCUUUUGGCGUGAGGCAGUCAGAUGAGGUCAUCGGCUUGGGUCCACUUCCUGAUCACUGAUCAUUUUAAGACACACAGAACAAAUUCUAUUCUUAGAGAACCUUCAAGGCUAAUGCACCCUGCCUGGUCUAAGGCCCAUCCCUUCCUCACCACCCACUCACCCCAGAAACAUCUCUUUUUUGUUGUGGAAAAUUACACAUUCACAAACUGUUUUUUUUUCCCCUCACAUCAAGCAUAUUCCCACAGAGCGACUGACUCUGGAAUGAUCUCAUGGGUGAAUCAUGCCAUUAUCCUGCUGUUUAUAAGAACCCGCCUUUAGACAAAGAUUUUGGCGUAAGCUCCACUAAGACCCCCUUCAUUGUCUGCCAGUCACCCUUCUGGGGAUGACUUACCUAUGAAGUGCUAGGUCUGAGAGGCCAAGCCUUCUCAGCUACAGCCUGCCAUUGUUCUACCUUUCUGUCAGCCGUGGCCUUGUUCAUUGACUUUGCACUUCGGUGGUGUAACUCUGCCUCUGUGUAAGCCAGGGAAACUGAUCCAAGAUGUUCACUGCACUUGAAGGAACAGGGCAUUAGCUCUGUAAGUGGACAAAUGCCAGGGAGAAUGAGCUUAUGAAAAAAAAAAUAUUGUCUUCAUUUAUGGCUUUGGAAGACUCUGUCUGUGAUUGGGGGAUCAUUCAUGCUAGCAUGGAGACCUAAGUUCAAUCCCUGGCACUCACAUGGAAAAGCCAGGAGCCAUGGUAAACAUUUGUAAUCCUCUACAGGUGCAGACAAAUGUAUCCCGCGCCCCUCUAGCCGGUGAGCCUAGCUUAUUAGGCAAACUCCAGGCCUAUGAGACACUGUCUCAAAAACCAAGAUGGACAGCUCCUGAGGAAGAACAUGUAGUUUCCAGUGGUUUCUGUGCGCACAUGCGUGCGCGCACACACGCGUGCGCACACACACACAUACACACACACACACACAUCCCUACACAGAGAUCUUCAGUCUGUGUUCCGCUCACCUGUGGUUCUCUCCCACUGGGCCCUGUCUCUUAGGGACUCCAUUGCCUCUCAGUAGUCUACCAGGCCGGGUAGUAAGCUAGCUCACAGCCUGGGGGCAGUCUAGACCCAAACCACAGCAGGCCACAAACAGGCUCUGUCCUGGAGUCCCUCCGUGUGUGAUCUCUUAAUUAAGACUCAUUCACAAAGGGCAUUUCCUUUCCCAAUUCAGUUCUCAGUGCCCUGCUUUCUCCUGGUCUUUUUGAAGGGUCUAGAAAUCCCAUUAAUAUUUAAUUAGCUCUUAAAUUAUUUACACAUCCAGGCAUUCGAGCCAUUGUUGUCCUUUAAAGAGCAAGUGCCUGGUGGUGCUCCCUGCCCACUUCCGUGACAGCACAGCAGUGUAGUUAGAGGUUAGGCAACCCCAGCUGAGGAGCGAAAGCCUGACGAGUACCUAACCAGACCACAGGUCUGUUUUCUCAGCUCCUUCCAGGGGUAAGUGUCCAAUGGUAUACUUUCUAAAAGUAUCAUUGUAUGGGGGGUGUGUGUGCGUGAUACAGAGGUCAGAGGAUGACUAUGUGGUGGUGAUUCUCUCCUGCUCUUUAGAGUGUUCCGGGGAUCACACUUAGCUCAGCCGGUUUGCACAGCUGGCACCUUUACCCACUGAGUCUCAAUCAUAUUAGAGCAAAUAUUGAUUCAUUGAUUUUUUUUUUAUUUUGAUAUUUUUGUCUCCCAGGGAAAGGACCCUGAACUUUUAUCUGACAGGGAGUCCUGUUUUCCCACCAAGAUAGUUCUGUACCAAGAUAAUGAUAACCAAAUGAGCCCUUUACGAAAGAUGGAAUCGGGAAUUGGCUGUGCAGUGGUUAACAGGGAGUAGGUAACCUUUGAGAACGUGAUAAUCUAGUUGUCUCAACAGUGGCGAAGAAGUUUGUUUUACUGUCGCAGCAGAGGCAAAGACAGGGUCCAGGGGCCUUCCUCCUGUGGGCUCACAGGACUCCAGGUCAUGGUACACCACUGUGAGGGAUGCCGUGGCCCCUAUAAUGAACCAACCUGGUUUUCACAGGACUUAAUUUUAACUGUUCUCUCCAGCACGCUUUCAUCUCCCUAUUGCCACAGCCCCUCCCUGGACCCACUGCAGCCCCUCCCCUUCCCCCACUGACUGCUUCAAAUGCUGGUCUUUGUAUUUGCAAACUGUUGAAGCUGCAGCAGACUGAGAAUUAUGAGUGGGGAAGUCAGUCCAAGUUGCCCUGUCAGCCCAAGCGAGGGCAACAAGGAAUUAGAGCCUGAAGUUGCCGACGGUGUUCCCCUACUCUGGCUUCUCUGAGAGUAGGAUGUUCUCCUACAACCUAAUAAACCAUGUUUGUCCUUGGGCAAAAGUACUGAAUUUAAACCUUAAUAUGUGCGAUUCUGGGAAUACCAGAGUGAUAUCUAAACUUGCUUUAAAAACAAAAAAAUAAAUAAAAAGACAGGGAUUCCUAUGCAGGCCAGGCUGGCCUGGAGCUCAUAAGAGACCAAUCUACCUGUGCCUCCGAGUGCUGGGAUUAAAGGUAUAUGCCACCAUGCUACAAUGCCUCUGUGAUUUUAAAAAUAAUCUGGAGUCUAAGUAAAUUAGUAUUUGAACCCUACUAUAGCUGGGAUUAAAAGAGGAUCCUCUAGGCUUUUCAAGGAAAGCCCAGCUUGACUCUGAUUCUAAUGGCUUUAACUACUGAUCCCUGACCUCAUACUGUGGGUUUAAGGCUAGCAUGUGAGUCUAUGGAUCCGCUUCAUAACUGUUUUAUAAGAGUUAGAACAGUGGUCUUAGAAAAUGUGAUUUUUAUCCCUACUCCUGAAACUUUUGCUUAAUUCUUUUUCACUGGAUGCUUUUGGGGUACAUCUGUGCAAACAACUUCUACCCCCUUUUCUGCAGGUAACCCCAGCCAUUCAGGCUUUGGAGAUGCCUUGCCCAGGGCUCUCUUGUUCUUUCUGCACUCACAUAGAAGACCAAGGUUGUUAUCCGUAAUAUUAGGGAGCCUGUUGUGAAAUUACUGCUAUUAUGUCAGUCAAGUGUAGCUCCAAAAGGACAAUUUCCUGCAGUCGAUGAUAAUAUCAGGUUUCGUUGACAUUGCCUGGAACACUUAGCAGGAAAAACCCACCCCGAGAGGAUAGUCUGGCCCCUUGCGUUUUUAGAUCCUGACUCUGUUCUACCCAGGAAUUCAGGAAAGGAAAUGGAUACUUGGGCUGAGGAUGUUACUCAGUUAGUAGAAUGCUUGCCUGAUAUGUACAAAGCCCUGGGUUUGAGCCCCAGUACCACAUAAAUCAGUACGCCCACAUUUUCCAGCACUUGGGAAGUAGAAACUGAGGGACCAGAAGUUCAAGAUCAGCUUCUGCUUCGUAGUGAGCUCAAGGCUAGCACCGUCUACAGGAGAUCAGAUCUUAAAGAAAAAAGUUCUGUGCUCAUCAGAAAUGUCAUGGAUGGGCUUUGUUUUCUGUGAUGUGGGUAUCCAGGCGGCACAUGUGUGCCUGCACUCUUAACUCGCGCCUACCAAGAACUGGGUCCAGUCGCGAUGGCAGCUUGAGAGAAUGCUCAGAAACGUGUAUCUCAACAAUUAAAGUCACCCAUGUCCUAGAGUAGCUGUCAUGUUGGAUUCCAUGUUGGAUUCUAGCUACAGCUGAGAGGAUUCUCCAGUCCUUUCAAUCUGUUAUCCUCUCUCUUGCCAUCCCUACACAAGGUUUCAUAAUGACCUUUUUCAGUCUCUAAGACUGUAUGACAUGAGGCCUAGGGCAGCGUUUCUCCACCUGCGGGUCAUAGACCAGAUCUCCUGCAUAUCAGCUAUUUACAUUAAGAUUCAAAACUUAGGAAGUAGCAACAAAAUGAUUUUAUGGUCGGGAAACACCACCACAUGAGGGACUAAACAUCUCAACAUUACAAAGGUUAAGAGCAUGGUCUGGGGACCCUUUAAUGCCUCGGACCUGGAGGCCACACACUAGUCAUUGUUCCCUGGCGUGCCCUGACACUGCCUGUUCCCCCGCGCUCCUGACUCCUCCAGGCCAAAAGAUUGCCCAUGCCCUGCUCACUUGUAGGUUGUGGACUUCACUUAGGCUGGGAAUACUUGGUCAUGGAGCACUGAUAGAGGGGCAAGCAGGAGGCCUGUGGUUGUCAUGGAUCCCCACUGAGGAUCACUCUGAUGUGUGCAUCACCCUUCCUGCCUCUUGGGUGCCUGGCACAGUUUACUCAGUGAGCAGUGGCCUGAAAGGUAAACAUUAGAGGCUACAGACAACAAAUGGCUAUAGUUGGGGGGGGGGGGAGACCAGAGCCACAUUAUUAAACACAUUGUAUGUGACAGUGUGGUUUUGUCAUGAAAAUUACCAAUGGAUUGAAACACUAAUUUAGCCCAAUAUGGUAGCCAUUACCCAUUUACAUUAAGUUGAUUAAAAUUUCAUACAACCUAUAUGGGCAUGGUGGUAUAUACCUAUAACCCCCAACACUCUAAGAGGCUGAAUCAGAAGGGUCAUGGGCUAGCAUAGGCUGUGUGUUCUCUCUCUCUCUCUCUCUCUCUCUCUCUCUCUCUCUCUCUCUCUCUCUCACACACACACACACACACACACACACACA